UUUGUGGUUCGUUAUCUGUGGUAAGGUUGUUGAAUAUGGCGGAAAAACAAAGUACAAAAGUUUCGGCAGAUAAUGGGCAAUGAAUUCUCUAGCUUAAAUUGACUUAAUCCGUGUGUUAAUCGUUAGUGACGCGUGUUUACGUUUCUCAUGUGAUGUGUUACUCAGCAGAAGAGGAGGACUUCUUCAAUGCCGAUAAUAUAAGACUAGAUAGGUGAGAGUGAAUUGCUGAGCAUGGGCCUCCGAGGUAAAGCGACGAACUGCAAAGAGAACUCGAGGACACGCUGAUUGUAUAGGCAGUGCAGAGGGCGCCACUGUCCAUCACAAGGUGUCGGCUUUGAGAUUGUCUCUGACAGUAUUGUUAAUUUGGUUUGCUAGUUUCCAAACUGAGUGCCUUAAAAUGAGUAUGAAGAGGAUUCGCCGCAGGCUUUCUCAGACGUUCCGUUUCAGCAUUGAAGGAUCAUUAUCUGAGUUAGCUGAACAGUUGACUAUUGAUAAUAAUGAAGAAAUUAAGAAGAAUGGUGUUGUUUCUGGAUUUUCGGAAUUCAACAGGAAGCUUUCACUGUCACAUUCUCGAAUUCUGGAACCAACGCAGCAUGGAGGUGUAGUGUAUGAGAAUCGACGGUUUGGAUCUGAUGGAGAAUCAGAAGAGGCAUCAGGAACUUCAGAUGAAGUAAUGUCUCCAGCUCCUGUGAAACUUCGUCCAAAAUGUCGGAGACUGAGUGAGCAAGACAUUAACAAGCGACUGUCAUUACCUGCUGAUCUUCAUCUUCCGGAAUCUUUUAUUGCAAAGCAAAAUGUGAGUCCUACAAUUGAGGGUCCACUCACACGUGCUACGAGAAGGCAAUCACUUUCAGAGAUUGGAUUUGGGCGUAUUGAAACGUAUACAAAGUUAGAUAAACUUGGGCAGGGCACAUAUGCAACUGUUUUCAAAGGAAAAUCACGGCUGACUGAUAACCUUGUUGCCUUAAAAGAAAUUCGCCUUGAACAUGAAGAAGGCGCUCCAUGCACAGCAAUAAGAGAGGUUUCUUUACUUAGGGAGCUCAGACAUGCCAACAUAGUGACAUUACAUGACAUAGUUCAUACUGAGAAGUCUCUCACCUUAGUGUUUGAGUAUUUAGAAAAGGAUUUGAAGCAAUACAUGGAUGAGUGCUGCAACAUUCUCAGCAUGAACAAUGUAAAGAUAUUCCUUUUCCAGCUUCUUCGUGGUCUUGCGUACUGUCACCGAAGGCGAAUACUACAUAGAGAUCUUAAGCCACAAAAUCUCUUAAUAAAUGAAAAGGGUGAACUAAAGCUGGCUGAUUUUGGUUUGGCUAGAGCAAAGUCUGUUCCUACAAAAACAUACUCAAAUGAAGUCGUAACACUUUGGUACCGCCCACCAGAUGUGCUUCUCGGUUCUACAGAGUAUUCAACUCAGAUUGAUAUGUGGGGUGUUGGGUGCAUCUUUUAUGAGAUGGCAAGUGGCAGACCACUUUUUCCAGGAUCUACAGUUGAUGAGGAGCUAAGACUUAUUUUUCGGGUGCUGGGUUCACCCCCAGAGGAUGCCUGGGGUGGUGCUGCUGCAUCAUAUGCACAUCCUUACAAUCCUCCUACACCACUGAAUUCUUGGGCUCCUCGUUUAGAUGCAGAUGCCACUGAUUUACUCACAAAGUUCCUCAAUUAUGAAGCCAAAAAACGCAUAUCUGCAGCAGACGCAAUGAAACAUCCUUACUUCCAUUCACUGGGAUCAGCAGUUCAUAAACUACCUGAUGUUGCUUCUAUCUUUACGAUUCCUGGAAUACAAAUUACUAGAGAUCCUGGAUCUCAUUUCCCAAAGUCAACAACAAGUGGGAGAAAUCGCCGGCAGAGUAUGUUGUUAUGAGACCCUGCUCAAUGUAGAAGAAUACAUUGUAAAUAGUUUUAUUAUUGACUGUGCAUUCAGACAGGACAACUACUGAAAAUAGUAAAUACGUUAUUUUUUGAUGAUCAUAUUACCUGUGCCUGUUAGAAGUGUGUGGAAAUGUUUACUUUUUACCGUAUUUCAAUAUUCUCAGAAAAAGGUGCAAGAUUGAUGCAGUCUUCUCUCUGAAGUUGAUAAUUCAUUGGAAGAACAGAAUUACUCGAGUGUGAGAAAUUAUUAUUGUUUUAUUGAAAGUGUAUAUAUCUAUAUAUGGAUCAGACACACAAUGUGAAUGAAGGUCAUUUCAAAGCAGAAUGUUAUUUUGGCAAACUAUUUAAGUAGCUGCCAUUUUUCCAAAUAAUGAUUGAAAGUUUUUCUUGGUAGUAAAUGAGUAGUACUUUUAGUACAUGGUUGAUUAUUUGUUGUGCUUAUAAACAAAGCUGACUACAUGUCUGCAAUUGUUUCUGAAGAACCUGACUACCCAUGCUGGUCAUGGAAUGGUGAGCAAGGCCCAUGUAUACACAUCACACUGUGUGCAGACUACAACUGCUUAAUUGUGAAAAUUGUCUGUUAGUGGUGAAAAUGCCAAAAAAAUUAACACACUUUUGGCAUGCAAGAGAAUUUUUAUAGUAUUUCAGUAGUUACAAAAUGUGUCUAGCUGCUGCUGAAAACUCUGUGAAGUAUGACAAAUCUGUGUCACCUCAUUAAAUAUGUUAUCUCACCAUACUGGUCAUAAAAUGUUGAGGCCCACAUCAUCACAUCAGUUUUAUGGAAAGAAUUCCUUGUUGUUCACAUAAUUCCAGUUUGUGUGUGAUUCCCAUUUCAUGCCAUCCUUAAGGUGUAGGACAAAAGACACUGGCUUUAAAUUUUCGCAUGAGCAAAUUUUAUUUUUAUGUUCCUCGUUAUUAAUAUUCAUUCAUUUUAAUCUUCUUUACACUCUCUUUAGAUAAGUGAUAAGUUUCAGAAGUUCUGCAUAUUCCUGAUGUUUCGCCAGUACCAAUAACUAUGUAUGCUUUACUACUUCAUACUUACCAGAUGUGGCAGGAAAGGGAACAGCUUACCUAAAACUGUGUGACAUUAGAAAUUAUGACAUGUUCUCUAUAAGUGCAAACUGUAUGGGUAUUGAAUGUGGUGCAUCUCCAGUUUAUUUAAAGCAUUGGUGUAAAUCUACAACACAGAUGCCAAAAAAGAUUAUUUCAAGUGCAAUAAAGAUUAUUGUGUCAUCUCGCUUUA
This is a messenger RNA of Schistocerca americana (American grasshopper), 3109 nucleotides long. RefSeq names its product cyclin-dependent kinase 17-like. The transcript is spliced from 13 exons. Lineage: Eukaryota; Metazoa; Arthropoda; Insecta; Orthoptera; Acrididae. Bases 398 to 1858 code for a protein of 486 amino acids. The record is from RefSeq and is a predicted model, not a curated record. Gene Ontology annotation, biological process: protein phosphorylation. Gene Ontology annotation, cellular component: cytoplasm; nucleus. Gene Ontology annotation, molecular function: ATP binding; protein kinase activity.